GCUUUGUGCUGCUCCUCAAAGACCUGAAAGGACUGAACACUACAGAGCAGCAAAGAAACACAGCUCAUGAGGGCAGAAGAAUACUGCAGAAUGGCCAGUCUGGACGAUGUUCCAUUCAAGGUUCCUAUGGGUUCUCUGGAUGAGCCUCUGGGCAUAAUGAAGCCUGUCACUGACCUAGAAAUGAUCAUCCCAGACUAUCACCAAAAACUGCAUUACCUGCAGUACGACUUCUGUCUGGAGAACUGGGUUCUGAAUGGGUUCCGUCCUCGUUCUAAUAAGCACAUGUUCCCUUCUGAGCGGGUUUGUGUGCUUCCAUCCUGCCCUCCAUACUGGCUCCUGUUCAGCAGCCCUCAGGAGAGGCGCUCCAUACACGCCUGCAGAAAGGAAUCAUGUGACCAAGCACAGCGACCACGCAGCCUGAGCUUGAGUUCGGCGGACCUUCAGAGACGCCACCUGCACUCUACGCACCACCUUGUUGACAACUCGGCACAUGAGGCUGCUGGCUACAGCGAGGAUGACGAGUGCUCCUCCACUGAAGAAGAUCGAGCUUUUCGCUCUCGGAGCAGAGAAAGGGUUAAAUUUUCCCUCCUUCAAGAGUCUCAGAGGCCUGCGUCACCCCGAGCUCUGACUCACACACACAAGAACUCUGCCAGCUCUCGGAAAGACAUGAGCAGCCCACCGAGCCUGAGGCUCUCACGACCUCACAACAAAAAACACAUCCCUGGUGGCUCCAGUGAAAAACGAACCAUCAUCAUCCACAAACCACAUGCCACAAACUCCAAGCCCAAGCCAAGACCCUCCUCAGCCGGCCCACAGCCCUCUGCUCACCAACGCAAGUCAAGUUUCCUGCAGGCUGCCCGUCCACGCACUUCUCAUGGAGACCAGCACUCAGUCUCAGACUCAUCAGUGGAGCUGCUUUAUGCUCUGAGCCAGGAAGAGAGAGUUCUGGUGGAGAGCAUCACUGCACAGGGUUACACACUCCGUUCUGCCAUCCUGGCUCUGCAGCGCACUGGGACACGCAGCGCAGAGGAGAUUCUGGAUUAUCUGUUGGUGCGUGAUCGGCUGUGUGCCCUGGGUUAUGAGAGAACUCAAGUGGAGGAUGCUUUGGAGAUGUUUCAGAACUCCGAGAGCAAGGCUACAGAGUUCCUGCGAUUGCUGGCUCAAUUCUGUGAAAUGGGCUUCCAGCAGAGCACCAUUAAAGAGGUUCUGCUCCUGCAUGACAACCACCGGGAGAGAGCACUGGAGGAGCUUGUGACGCAUGUCACCUGAACAUCCUGCAGGCAUGGAGAGUUUUUUCUGCACAUGACAUUUACGUAUUAUGAAAUCUAAUUAGAAGGAAAUUAUUGUGUUAAUGUACUGCUGCAGUGACAACUGUUUUCACCUUGUGAUUAGCUGCUUAUAAAUAUAUGAUGAUGAGAAGAAGAUUGUAAUCAAGCUUAAUCAGCUGUGAUGAAGUAGUGAAGCAAUCUCACAUGACUUGUUGUGCAGGACAGAUGCUGUGGGUGGAGUAGACUGCGGUGAGCUUUCAGGGAUGUGGUGAUAAAAUUCAACAUUUUUUGUAGUGGUUUUAUGUAUGUUCUAUGCAUAUAGUGAGGGAAAAUACCUAUGCAAAUACAGUACUUUUGUUUUCAUUAGUUAUCAUACUUUGAGUACAUACAGUAAAUCCAUUUUAAAUGUAUAUACCUAUAAUGUUUUUGACUGUACCUGUAAAUAUGAACAAAAAAUACACAAGCAUGGAACAAAGCUAUGCUUUACAAAUGUAAUUGAUGGCAAUGUAAUCAGACACCACAAACUGACAACAUUGGUACUUCGUUGCAAAGCUGUUAUUUGAUUGACUGCUCUGAUGUAUUUGCAAU
Molecule: messenger RNA, 1856 nt
Organism: Clarias gariepinus (North African catfish)
Lineage: Eukaryota; Metazoa; Chordata; Actinopteri; Siluriformes; Clariidae
Gene: ubap1la
Product: ubiquitin associated protein 1-like a
Exons: 6
Coding region: 67-1269 (400 amino acids)
Biological process (GO): ubiquitin-dependent protein catabolic process via the multivesicular body sorting pathway
Cellular component (GO): ESCRT I complex
Molecular function (GO): ubiquitin binding
Source: RefSeq, a predicted model, not a curated record